CAAAGCGCUCAUCACACUCAAUGACAUCAUUAUCAUCAUUCGUGUAGCCCAAUUGACCGCGGCGAUAAAUGUGAGGUCAGUGAAGUCUAGCUCCCAGGGCGCCCUUCUGAGAAACUUGUUCCUUACGACGCACAUGCGUCCUCGAGACUCGCUCUCAUGCGAAGCCGUGGAAGUGGUCAGGCGACGGCCGAGGUCACUCGGCUAUUCGGGGCUAUCUCGGACCGACGUCCAUCAGUCACGUGUCAUCAUCCCCGCAUUGGGCAGACAGCGUCUAGACUUGGUAGUUCAUAAGUGUGCAGUCUUGAUCGGCGACUUCCAUGCGCAUCGGACUCCGGGACGCAACCCCAAGAACAGAAAGGAUCAUCCAUCCAUUGCAUAGCGACGAAAGUCUGCGCAAGUUCCGUGCCAGAUAAUCCACCCGAUUCAAAAGCCACGCAUCGUCGAGAAAACGAAGCCCGUGAGGUGGGCUCGCACAUAGCUCAUAACCAGUGGGCGAAACAUAUAAGCUGGGCAGCUCGGUCGUGCGCUCUCCACCCGAAACUACGAUGUCUGGUGACAGUGCGGUCGAAGAUCUCAACCCUGGCGGGCGUCAGGUCAUUUUCGUGGUCGGGCUAGGGAUGGUCGGCGUCGCGUUCAUCGAGAAACUUCUGGAUCUGGACUCGGCUGCGAAGCGAUAUCUGGUGGUGACCUGUGGCGAAGAGCCCGUCUAUGCGUACAAUCGCGUUGGGCUAACCGAAUACUUUGCUCAUCGGAAUGUCGAGGAUCUGUACAUCCGGCCCCCGUCGUGGUAUGCCGAUCAGCAGCCCGACAGUUUCCGCUACUUCCUCGGCGAGACCGUGACGUCCAUCAGCCCGGAGGAGCACGUCGUGACGACUUCGAAGGGGCGCGCGUUCAGGUACGACAAGUGCGUGCUCGCGACCGGCUCCAGCGCCGGACUGCCGCCGUAUGUCUCGCACGACGAGAUGCGGCGCACCAAAGGCGUGUUCGUGUACCGCAACAUCUCGGACCUGGACGCCAUCGUCGCCUACGCGGAGCAGGGAAACGUCGAACGGGCGCUCGUCGUCGGGGGCGGCCUGCUGGGUCUCGAGGCAGCGAAGGCCGUGUACGAUCUGCCCAGUAUACCACACGUGACCAUCGUGCACCGGCAAGCGCAUCUGCUCUCCCGGCAACUGGGCCCAGAAGCGGGGCUCAUGGUCUUGCGGCGCGUGCAGGAAAUGGGGGUCGAGGUGCUCGCUAACUGCACCCCGAUCGGGCAGCUGAGCGAAGAUGCCGCGUUUACCGGGCUCCAAUUGCACGGCGGCGCGACCAUCAAGGCAGGGCUGGUCGUGUACGCGAUUGGGAUCCAACCACGCGACGAUCUGGCUGCGGAAAGCGGCAUCCGCCGGGACAGUAAGGGCGGGAUCGUCGUGGGCAACGACCUACAAACGACCGCGAAGGAUGUGUUCGCCAUUGGAGAAUGCGCCAGCUGGCAGGGCCACACAUAUGGCCUCAUCGGGCCCGGCAUCGAAAUGGCGGACAUCCUUGCGUUCAAUCUGACGCAGACCGACCAGCACGCGCCGCGCGAAAUGAAUGCGCCCGAUCUGAGCACGAAGCUCAAGCUCAUGGGGAUCGACGUUGCCUCCUUCGGAGACUACUUCGUCGACACCAAGCCGAUCGAGGAGCAACAGCGAGCCGUGGCCCGCGUCCUACCCGCGAAGCGAGGCCGGGCGGCUGUCAGCAUUGCCAUCGAGCCGGACGACGGGCCCGCGAGCCCGAUCCAGUGUCUGGUCUACAACGAUCCAUUCAGCUCGACGUACAAAAAGUACAUAUUCACCGCCGAUGGCAAGUACCUGCUCGGCGGGCAGAUGAUAGGGGAUGUGUCGGACUUUGCGAAGGUGGUCGCCAUGGUCAAGAAGAAGAAAGCUUUAGAGACUCCGCCGUCCCAACUGAUCAUCGGCAAUAAAGGAGAAAGCUCAUCGGAUGAUCUUGACGACGACGCCCAAGUUUGCAGCUGCCACAACGUCGAUAAGGGCCGACUGGUUCGCACUGUGCGAGACGGGUGCACGUCCCUCGCAGAUAUCAAACAGAAGACGAGAGCGGGCACAGGGUGUGGCGGAUGUGUCCCACUCGUAACCAGCAUCCUCAACGCCGAGCUGAAGAAACUGGGCGUCGCGGUGAACAACAACCUGUGUCCCCAUUUCGCCCUGUCGCGCGCGGACUUGUUCGCCGUUGUCCGCGUGAAGCAGCUGCGCACCUUUGAAGAGGUGGUCGCGGCCUGCGGGGUCAGCAAGCAGUCGCUCGGCUGCGAGAUCUGCAAGCCGACUAUAGGCAGCAUCCUCUCCAGUCUGCACAACGAACACGUGAUGGAGCCAGCGCACCACCAAAAUCAGGACACCAACGACCGCUUCUUGGGGAACAUCCAGCGGAACGGCACGUUCUCUGUCGUCCCGCGUAUCGCGGCGGGGGAAAUCACGCCGGACGGGCUGAUCGCCAUCGGAUCCGUCGCGAAGAAAUAUGGCCUGUACACAAAGAUCACAGGCGGGCAGCGGAUCGAUCUGUUCGGCGCGCGCAAGGACGAUCUGCCUGAUAUCUGGGAAGAGCUCAACAAGGCGGGAUUCGAGAGCGGCCAUGCGUACGGGAAGGCGCUGAGGACGGUCAAGUCCUGCGUGGGAACCACGUGGUGUCGGUUUGGGGUGGGCGAUUCGGUGGCCAUGGCCGUUCGGCUCGAGAAUCGGUACAAAGGGAUCCGCAGCCCGCAUAAGUUCAAGGGCGGCGUGUCCGGCUGUGUCCGGGAGUGUGCGGAGGCGCAGAGCAAAGACUUUGGUGUCAUCGCCACCGACAAAGGCUGGAACAUCUUUGUCGGUGGAAACGGCGGGGCCACGCCGCGACACGCGGAUCUGUUUGCGAAGGACGUGCCUCCGAGCCAGGUCGUGCGGAUCCUGGACCGGUAUCUCGCAUAUUACAUCAUGACAGCCGACAGACUGCAGCGCACGGCGCGGUGGAUCGAGGCCAUCGGGCUCGAGAAGCUGCGGAGCGUCGUGCUGCGGGACGAGCUGGGGAUCUGCGCCGAUCUGGAAAGCUUCAUGGACGGCAUGGUCGGCACUUACGCAGACGAGUGGGCGCAGGCGGUCCAGGACCCGGCCAAGCGCCAGAAGUUUAGGCAGUUUGUCAACACGGAGGAGCGGCUGCCGUCCUCGGGAAUGGUGCUUGAGCGCGGUCAGAAACGGCCUGCGGAUUGGGCGGCGUCCUAUCCCCCGUUUCUUCUCACCACGAACGACAUCGCAGCACCCAAACCCGAAUGGCAGUGGAAGAGUUUGCUGUCCAAGGCCGACCUGCGACCGACCAAAGCAGGGACCACCAGUGUUGUCGUCAAAUAUGGCGAAACUCAGCUCGCUGUGUUCCAUGUCGCAGGCCGGGGCUACUUUGCUACACAACAGAUGUGUCCUCACAAACGGACCUUUGUUCUCGAUCAAGGAAUUGUUGGAGAGUCUCCAGCUGGCGAACCAUACAUUUCUUGCCCGAUGCAUAAACGCAACUACACUCUGGGAGCCGGCGACUGCCUGAACGAUCCGGAGCUGCGCAUCCUCACCUUCGAAGCGAGGGAAAAUCCCGACUGCGAGGAUGAGAUCCAACUCUUGCUUCCCCAGGAGGAGGCUUUGGAUGCAGUUUUGGGGACGGAGAAGUGGAUGGUCCGCCAGGCGACGGCCGAGGCUCAAGAGUUGAAUACGGCGACCGAGAUCGAGGUCGUUGGGGUCACAUGCCAGCGUCCUGAGCAUGAGUGGUGACCAUCACUACGCUUAUAUAAUCUCAACUCUUCUCUCCCAAAUAGUACACCCAGUUUCCAUAUCGGGAGGAACCGUUUCGCCCGCUACUCCUUCCCUCACAUCUGCCUCUUGUCUUUCGAGUCCGUCGAAAUCACAGCCUCGCCAGUGCUGGGAACGGAUCAUGCUACUUCAUGCCCUCACUGUUCACCCUGACAAGCUGCCAAGCCUCUUGCCCAGUCUUGGCUUCACAUUUCCAAGACUUUCCACUCGCUUCCUUGAAGCGAUCUGAAUUUAAGGGUCAUAUGAGUUUGCAUCUGCUUACAUCAACCUCUUUUUGCCCUCUUUGGUCCACGCUCUUUUCUCCCUCGCUCCUUCUCGCCACCACAAUGCAAGCCCCCUCCUCCGCCUCGCGCAUGGCCGCGCUCCUGCUCGCCGUCUCGCCAUUCAUGGGCGUCGUCGCGCAGCAGAGCACGUUCCCCGCGACGCCCCUCGUGUCCAAGCACUUUGCGUACCCCACCGGCAUCCCGUACCAAGCCGAUAGCGACAAGAACCUCAUCCGUGGCGCGCAGAGCGGGUACAACCAGUGCAACUCGACCACGGAGGGCCAGGCGUCCCUGUGCCAGACCGGCUUCGUCAACUCCUUGGACGACUUCUGCCUGUGGGCGCCGUCGGCCCCCAACAGCCUGAUCGCUGAUACCGAGGGAGAGGAAGUCGCGUGGUGCACCAAGCCUGGGCGCGGCACGCGUCUGAUCCCGGCGGGUGCCCUGAAGGGUCUGCAGUUCAUGCGGACGCCCGACUACAUCCAGGUCGUUGGGUUCAUCGACCAGACCCAGAUCAACAUCCAAGCGGGCGACUUUGGUGGGGAAUUGGAUCCCCACGGUGCUGAUCUGCGUGGUAACCCCCUCGGAGGGCUGCUGUACUCCACGGCAUGGAGCCAGGACAAGAACAACUUCCAGCAAGUUAGCGAGUGGCACAACUUCAUGGGCGCCAACCAGUUCUGUUUCAAGGCCUGCGACCCUGCCGGCCCCAACGCCGCCAACUUCUGCCAGCACAUUGUUCGUAUCUUGUGUCCUUGCGUCGUCCUAGUCUAACCAAGUCGCUCUAGUACGACCGAAUCGGCUUUGAUUACAACUGCCCGAACGCUGCCAAGAACGGAACGUUCGAGUCUUGCCUCGGCGACAACCAGGACUUCCCCGGCGUGUACACGGGCACCGACGGCGCCGUGACGACCUACUCCCAGCCGCCCGAGAGCCUCGGCGCCAUCUCGACGAUGCCCUACCAGCCCCGGGUGCCCGCCAGCAGCAGCUGCACGCCGUUCCAGAGCGACUCGCUGUACGCCGCUUUGGCCUCGGUCGUCCCCAGCGCCGGCUCCAGCGCCGCGCCGCCCGCCAGCGCCACGGGAUCUGCUGGCUCCAAGUCGCAGACCAGCGGUGGUGCGUCGCAUGCGUCGACGGGCACUGCCACCCGGAGCUCGUCCUCCAGCCUGCCCAGCGCGACUGGCACCGGCGGCGCCACCGAGGCGCGCCUCGUUGGUGGCAUGGCUACGGUGUUCGGUGUGGUGGCCGCUGUGGUCUUCCUGUCCUAAUCUAUCGAGCUGCACUGGACCUUUUACGGAUAAUUUCGCGCCCUGGAAUCAUGAUAUACCAGUCACAUAAUACAGGACUGCCGUCUCGUUUGAAUACAAGUUCUGAACCACUCCCGAGACGCACUCCCCCGGUGUGCAGACGUAUCCAAGGCUUACAUAGGAUCUAGAACACGGAUGGCCUUGGCUCGGCCGGUGACAUACGUCCGAGGCAGUGAAAAGUGCGGUCCUUGUCAGGCUCAGGAACAAACGUUCCCCGGUCCGCAGUCCUUUUUGUGCCAUCAUCGUCGGAACUUGGAGUGACGGAUCGUUCAUUGAGAUCGGGAAACUCCGCCCCACUGGGCAGGCGAAACGUUCAACAGCAAAGCGUCGACGGUUGGAGAUUGCAUUGCAUUGCCGCAGUUCCGCAGUCACGUCAACCAUCAGAGAGGAGAUCUGCACGUCCGCCGGCCAGCGUGAGAUGUGCUGGGCAAGACGCUCAGUCAUCGGACCACGAGAGCUCGAGCCACAGUAGAGACCACCAGUCCAAGAUCAGCCAAGUAAAAUGCUCUAGCCCGAGUCAUUCCCAAGCCACUUCGGUUUCCAUAGGUAACGCUGAUCCCAUUCUUGUUUACGGUCUUGCCAGGCCGAGUUCGAUCGCAGCGGAAAAGGUGCAAACGAGCUCUUUCUUGGCUGCAUCGGGCAGCAUUCAACAAAGUCCAGGCGACUAGGAAAAGUAUACACUUCAUUUUCAUGCUACUAGCUAUAGCGUCUGUAGGAAAUAGUAGGGAACACCGCAUAAAGCAAUGUUAAAACAAUUGUACAGGAUGAACACGGCAAAAAAAAA
Messenger RNA from Mycena citricolor, 6151 nucleotides. Lineage: Eukaryota; Fungi; Basidiomycota; Agaricomycetes; Agaricales; Mycenaceae. The record is from the annotation of a GenBank genome assembly.